GGUCCGUUCCACUUCCGCUCUGUGGCUAGUUGGUUGCGACUUGUUUGGCAGAUUCGACAGAAUUUUUUGCGUACGCAACGCAAAAUUAGGCUCUAACUCUAAAUUCAGGGACUAUAUUUAGUCGUAUUAUGCCUCAGAUCCAUCGCUAAAUUAGUAUGCUUUUGUUAUUUAGCUGCCGGAUAAAUGGAUGAACAGAAAGCGGCUGGUUCUGUGUUUAUGUGUCGGCUAUGCAACCUUUUCUCUCCAAGCCGCUCUCAGCUCCUGGCCCAUUGCUCCCAGCUGCACCCCGAGCAGAAGCCUCCUGAUGACAUCAUCAUCGCGCUGCAGCCCCUUGUAGGCGAGCCUGUUAACACGCUGGCAGGAAGCCCAGUAAAGCGGAAAAGAGGACGACCGAAAGGCUCCACCAAGAAGAUGUGCACGGAUUUGAAGGAGGGCAAGGCUGACUUCACCCAUUCUGCAGAGGAUAAUGUUCAAAGAAAAAAAGAAGGGAUUAAGGAGAAGGACGACAAACAACAUAGCUCAAUAGAAGGAGAAAGCCAUGAUGGGAUGUUGGGGCUGGAAUGUAGAGCCUGUCAUCGCUCGUUCAGCAACAGACGGCAGAUCCUUAAACACAUCUGCCUGGGGGAAGAGGAAGAAGAGGAUGGCGAAACGGAGAAUGGGAGCAUCUGUGGUGGAGCAGGUGCUGAGGGAUCUGGGAAUCUGGAUUCAAUGGGGUCAGAUCCAAAUCAGAUGCAACAAAACUCUGCAAAACCAGGACUUACAAGAGAAAAGGACUUUGGCAGCUUAAGAUCGCAGAGAACCAACCGAAGCCACUUUGCCAAAGAAGGAGGCCUGGCAGCAGGAAACAAAAAGUCAGUCGUCAGUGUUGUUCUAGCAGAAGAUGAAACACUUCCAGGUGUGUCUAAAAUGGUUCCAGUAGAAGAUAGUUCAGAGUCUGCAGCCAUCCAAGCCCAACCUCUGCAGUCUGUAGUCUUCCAGAGUCCACCAGAAGACUUUGGAAGUCACACAGCUGCCUCUGAAGGUAACCCUAAAACAGAUCAGGAGCCCAGUUCUGACCCGACCUGCACAACAACAGCAAGAGCCAGCAGAGGCUUCCAAGAAUAUUCCAUCAAGCAAGAUGCUACCAAUUUACAUCAGAGCCAGUUGAAGAUCUUUGCCUGUGAGUUCUGUAAUAAGAUCUUUAAAUUCAGACACUCUCUGGUGGCCCACCUCAGGACACACACCCAGGAGAAGCCGUUCCAGUGUCCACACUGUGAUUACGCAUCGGCCAUCAAGGCCAAUCUGAAUGUUCACCUGAGAAAGCACACAGGAGAGAAGUUCAGCUGUCAGCACUGUCCUUUCAACUGCCUCAGCCCAGGACAUCUCAAGGUCCACACAGAGCGAGUCCAUUUGAAGGUGAAGCAGCACUGCAGCUUCUGUGAGAAGAAGUACUCAGAUGUGAAGAACUUGCUGAAACACAUGGAGAAACGACAUAACCUGAAAGACCCUGCUGUCCUCCAGAGUUACCAACAGCUCAGGUUAAAAACUCGCCAGGGCCUCAGACAGCUCCUCUAUCACUGUCCCACCUGUAACCGACGCUUUAAGAACCAGCUCGAGCGGGAGCGCCACUUAUUGGUCCACGGGCCCCAGCGUCCCUUUGCCUGCCUCCUCUGUGACCAUGCUGCAACCAAGAUGGCUGCACUCGCUGCUCAUGUCAGGAAGCACCUUUUCAUAUACGUGUGCUAUGUGUGCGAUGGGAAGUUUGUCAGUUCCCAGAGACUGAAAGGUCACCUGAAGGAGACUCACCCAGAGCUGGACCAGGAGCAGGCCUUCACAGACUGUGUCAACAAUAGUUUCUAUCUGAUGCAGCCUGGAGGAGACUUGCGGGGGGAUGAGGAGGGGGAAGAUACAGAGGAAGGGAUGAAGGAACAGAGCAGAAUGGAGGGUGACGAUGAGAGGACAAGAGAGGAUGGUGGAAGAAACAGUGUAGGAGGGGGGGAGUUGCGAGAUGGGGAAGAGAAGCGGUUGGGAGUAGUGGUGAGUGAAGACAGGGAGGAGGAGAACAGGGAAGAACAAGCUGAAUCUCAGGGUGAAAGUACAGAAGAGGUGCGGGUGAUCAAAAGACAAACGGGGAAAGGGGGUGAUUUAGAAAAUGGAGGUACACUGCAAAGUUCUCAAGAAGUGCUCCAUCAAACGAUUUCAGCGCAGACCAUAACUCCUUCUGACAGAGAAGACCAGGCAACAACAGAGUCACAGGAUGACCCGUCGGACUCAUGCACCCCUGCAGCUGAAGAUAACACACAGACUUUUUUAUCACCAGAGAGCAUUCACACCACUGUCUCAGAGGACAGGACGCAAGAAAACACAGCGGAUGAGAACACAUGUGCAGCCAAAAGUACACACACACCUUUGCCUUCAGGAAGUGCAAACUUGUGUGAUUUGGGUGAAGACAUACAUCUGUCUUCAGCACCUCCAGGGGGAGAUGGACAAACUUCAGAUUCAGAAAAGGUGUCAGAGGUUUUCCAUCAGAGUGCGUUCCAGCAGGUGUUAUCAUCUCUUCAGAAGACUCCGCUUAAUAUGGAGUCUUUCCAACGGCUCAGGAAAAUUUAUGGAGACCUGGAAUGUCAAUACUGUGGUAAACUGUUCUGGUACAAAGUCCACUAUAACGUCCAUGUACGCACACACACCAAGGAGCACUCGCACUACUGUUCAAAAUGUAGCUACUCUUCCAUCACCAAAAGCUCUUUAAAGCGGCACCAGAUCCAGAAGCACAGUGGUUUGCUGCUGCCUUGUUCCAAUCCUGGCUGUAAAUACACCACACCUGACAAAUACAAACUUCAGGCCCAUCUGAGGAUGCACCAGGAUCAGGGGAAGAGCGUGGCUUGUCCUGUCUGCCAGCACAGCUACCCAGAGCACAGACUAAAAUACCACAUGAAAACAUCCCACCCUGACACACUCCCAAUGCAGGGCAAAGGACUGAUGGUGCAGCGUGCAGAGAAGUGUCCCUACUGUGACUCCUACUUCCUAAAGAACAGCAGUGACUUUCAGCGACACAUCUGGGCCCACCAAGGUUUGAAGCCAUACGUCUGCAGCAUGUGUGACUAUGCAGGCCGCAGCAGGAGUAACUUGAAGACUCAUAUGAACCGACACAACACAGAGAGACGGCACCUCUGUGAUCUGUGUGGUAAAAAGUUCAAAUCCAAAGUCACGCUGAAAAGCCACAGACUGAGCCACACAGAUGAAGGGAAACGGUUUCAGUGUUCAGAGUGCGACUUCACCUCAGCCUCUAAACCUUCUUUGCUCAGACACAUGGAGCAACACGCUGAGUUUAAGCCAUUUCGCUGUGCCCACUGCCACUACUCCUGUAACAUCGCUGGUCCCCUGAAGCGACACUACAACCUCAAACACCCAGAUCAGAAAUAUCACAAUGCCGGACCUGGACUGCCUAACCCUGAUGCUCUGGAACAGCAAGGUGGUAUGAAGUGUCCUGAAUGUGAGUUUGUUUAUGGUACCAAAUGGGAGCUGAACCGUCACCUGAAGAGCAAACACAGCCUGAAAGUGUUGGAAGGCACCUGGGAGGUGGGGGAGGCAGUAGAAGCCCAGUAUGUUCCUGUAGAGGAUGAAGAGCAGCUGACAGAAGCACCUGUAGCAGCUCUGCAGGACAACGUUAAUGUCCAGGAGAUCACUGAACUCAGUUCAGAGACUUAUGAUGCCGUCACCUCCAUGGUCGCCAUGGCUCCAGGCACUGUUACUGUAGUACAACAGUUGCAGGUCGCUGAAGAGCAGGAAGUUGGUAACUGCAGCAACCAGCUGAUGGUGGUGAACGAAGAGGGGGGUCUAACUGGUAACCAGGUGAUGGUGGUGGAGGAGGCACAUGGCCUGGAAGCUCUGACAGUCCUCACUCAGGGAGAAAACACUCACCACUAUAUUGUCUAUGUCCAGGAACACACUGUGGAAAUCAACUAGUAAAGCUGGUGUUAGACAGUAUAAGACUGUUGGCAGGUCGGUUUACAAAACUGAAGAAACAUAAAAUGUACCAAAAAUUAUUAAAAUCAGGAAUUAGUAAAUGUGUGUCUAUCAUCCUGAAGAAUUUCCUUCAUCAGAUUUAUUUUUCAGUCAUGUGGUAAAUGGGAAAUCAUAUCAUGUGAUGUAUUUUGAAUUAACAAUGUGAAUUUAAAUAAAAUCCCUGUCUUGCAUUA
This is a messenger RNA of Scatophagus argus, 4178 nucleotides long. Its product is annotated as zinc finger protein ZFAT-like. Lineage: Eukaryota; Metazoa; Chordata; Actinopteri; Scatophagidae. Gene Ontology annotation, cellular component: chromosome; nucleus. The transcript has 24 exons. Gene Ontology annotation, biological process: regulation of transcription by RNA polymerase II. Gene Ontology annotation, molecular function: chromatin insulator sequence binding. The record is from RefSeq and is a predicted model, not a curated record. The coding region runs from base 184 to 3945 and encodes 1253 amino acids.